AUGGCAGUUUCCCUCCUCCAUCAUCCCUCUUUAAGCAACCAACGGAUAAGUGAAGCAUGUGUGGACCUGAAUUCAAUGUCUUUGCAGAGAGGCAUCACUUGCUUCUCAAUUUGUCUCCCAAAGCAGAAAUGUCGCAUCAAACUAUACAUGAUACCCUCUACACCACUUGCUCGACACUGGAUGUUGAAAACUUUUGCCUCAGCUGGCUCAUUAAACGCCGAAGUGGAACGCAAAGAAAAUCAUGUUUCCUCUGGUUUCUCAACUUCUAAUGACUUCCACAGGUCUAAAACAGUUGAUGACAGCUCAAAUAAACCCUCAGAUGAUGUGAAUGAUUUUGAGAGACAGUUGCAAGAGUUGUUUGAUGAAGUCAAAAUGAUGAUCAAGAUGGGAAACAAAAAUGAUGCCAUGGAUCUACUUCAAGCAAAUUAUGAAUUUGUCAAAGAACAGAUCAAUUCAGGUUCUAGAGGCAUUGAAGAAGCUGCUACUCUUGACAUCAUAGCCUUGGGAUACAUGGCUAUUGGGGACUUAAAGGUUGUUGGGUCUAUCCUGAAUAAGUUGGACGAGAUUGUUGAGAGUCUAAAGGAUGAUGAACCUCUUCUGGAUUCAGUACUAAUACAUAUGGGAAGCAUGUAUUCAGCUCUGGGGAAGUUUGAGAAAUCCAUGCAUGUAUAUCAAAGAGUUAUUGCUAUUCUAGAGCGCAUACAUGGUAAAGGCAGUACUUUUCUUGUCUCACCAUUGUUGGGGAUGGCAAAAAUUCUUGGUUCAAUUGGAAAAGCUACUGAAGCGAUAGAAGUUUACCAACGUGCUAUAAGUGUUCUGGAAUCUAGUAGAGGAGCUGAAAGCAAAGAUUUGGUAGUGCCUUUAUCUGGUCUUGGGAAUCUUUUGAUCAAGGAAGGAAAAGCUACAGAUGCAGAAAGUCUUUUCAAUAGAAUUUUAAGCAUAUAUAAGGAGUCAUAUGGUGAAUAUGACGGAAGAUUUGGCAUGGCUUUGUGUUCCGUAGCCCAUGUGAAGUGUGCAACAGGGAAUGCAGAAGAAGCUAUUAAAUUAUAUAGAAAGGCUCUUCAGGUCAUCAAGGAUGCAGACUACAUGGCCCUAGAUGACAGUGUCAUGGAGAAGAUGAGGAUAGAUUUGGCUGAAUUACUUCAUGUUGUAGGAAGAGGAAAGGAAGGCCGAGAGCUACUAGAGGAAUGCUUGCUGAUCACUGAAAAGUAUAAAGGAAAAGAUCAUCCAAGCUCAGUUACACACCUUAUAAAUCUUGCAACCUCCUACUCACAAUCGAAGAACUACAUUGAGGCCGAGCGCUUGUUGAGGACAAGUUUGGAGAUUAUGAUGAAAAGUUUGAAACCCGACGAUUCAUCCAUCAGCUUUCCAAUGUUGCACCUUGCAGUGACUCUCUACCGUUUAAACCGGGAUGAAGAAGCUGAGCAAGUCACACUAGAGGUUUUGCGCAUUCGCGAGAAGGCAUUUGGAAAAGAUUCUCUUCCCUUCGGGGAGGCCCUGGACUGUUUGGUAUCCAUCCAGACCAGAUUAGGGAAGCCUGAAGCUGAGUUGUUAGAGCUUCUAAAACAAGUUCUGAAAAUCCAAGAAAAAGAGUUUGGCUACGAGAGUGAAGAGGUUUUGAGAACCCUAAAGAAAAUUGUAUUCUACUUGGAUAAAACAGGAAGAAAGGAUGAGAAAUUUUCCAUGCAGAAAAGAUUAUCUGUGCUCAGGAUGAAAUAUAAACAAAUGAUGCAAUAUUAA
Messenger RNA from Dovyalis caffra, 1740 nucleotides. The record is from the annotation of a GenBank genome assembly. Lineage: Eukaryota; Viridiplantae; Streptophyta; Magnoliopsida; Malpighiales; Salicaceae.